Oryzias latipes (Japanese medaka) is the source of this 4260-nucleotide messenger RNA. It is a transcript of the gene adam23b, whose product is annotated as ADAM metallopeptidase domain 23b. Gene Ontology annotation, cellular component: presynaptic membrane. The record is from RefSeq and is a predicted model, not a curated record. Gene Ontology annotation, molecular function: metalloendopeptidase activity. Gene Ontology annotation, biological process: proteolysis. NCBI's taxonomy places the organism in Eukaryota, Metazoa, Chordata, Actinopteri, Beloniformes, Adrianichthyidae.
ACGCGGGCUCGUGCGCGUUCACUCGGAGGACGGACGGAGCUCCCCCGGUUGCUGUCGGGGCUCGGGGACCUCUCGCAGGAGGGAAGGACAUGGUCGGGACCAUCGAGGAGGAGCCUGCUGCAGGACUUCCAGUACACUGGCUGCCUGGCCACCGCCUUCUUCUCUCGGCUCCCUCCUUUCUCCUCCUUCUUCUCCUCUUCCUCCUCUGCAGCAGCCCCAUCGCCACGAUGGAUCGCGACAAAUUAACCACAUUGUUAUGAUGCCAUUGAGAUAUUCCAACAAUCAAAUAUGAAUCAUGCAUUUGAUAUUUCUGGCCACUUCGCUCGUCGGCAUCCUCUCGCCCUGGCUCCCUCCAUCUCUAGCCUCAUCCGAUUUUCAAGGAGUAGAGGACAAGGUUGAGAGGGAUGCAGUGUUAGGGCUGCUGAAGCAACAGGCGACUGCAGCACCUGCCACAAGCAACGCAACCCAGCAUGCAGUGGAGCACACCAUCACCUACCCCUCCAGGCUGAUCUACUACCUGAACGAGGACUCAGAGAGCACCUACCAUGAUCUGAACACCCAGACUAGGAACCAAGCCACAGAGGGACAGACCGUCCACCUCGCCCAGGCGAGUUUCCAGUUGGAGGCGUUUGGCUCCAGAUUCGUUCUGGAUUUAACGCUGAACAAUGACUUGCUGUCUUCAGACUAUGUGGAGAUCCACUAUGAAGAUGGAAAACCUGUUCUGUCAAAGGGGGGUGAGCACUGUUACUACCACGGCCAGGUGAGGGGCAUCGAUAACUCUCAUGUGGCCUUAUCUACCUGCAACGGGUUGCACGGCAUGUUUGAUGACAGAGUCCACGCGUACCUUAUUGAGCCCCUGCACCUAAGUCACUCAGUUGAUUCAGCUGCAAGGCCUCACAAGCUCAGAAGAACCGCCUCUUUUCAGUGGAACAACAAGUCAGUGGAAGCGGUGGAGGAGGAGCAGCUCUUCUCUGAGCAGGAUGAGUUAUCCUGGCUGAAGCGCAGAAAAAAACGAGCAAUGCCUCGCAGUGUGUUUGAGGAGAUGAAGUAUCUGGAACUCAUGAUUGUUAGUGACCACAACUCGUAUAAACGGCACAAGAACAAGCAGCACACGAGAAAUAUUGUCAAGUCAACAGUCAACCUUGUGGAUGGUAUCUUCAAAGAACAGCUGCACACGCGAGUGGUGCUCGUUGCCGUGGAGAUCUGGACGGAAAAGGAUCACAUCACCAUAACUGAGAAGCCUCUAGAGAUGCUACGAGAUUUCUCCAAGUACCGGCAGCAGAGCAUCAAGCUCCACGCCGAUUCAGUGCAGCUCUUCUCAAAUCUGAACUUCCAAUACCGCAGAAGCAGUGCAGCGUACUUUGGAGGCAUGUGUUCAUUAAACCGAGGAGUGGGAGUCAAUGAGCCCAGCAGUCCCUGGUCCAUGGCAUCGGUCUUGUCCCAGAGCCUGGCACAGAACCUCGGCAUUCAGUGGGACCCGGCAUCCAAGAGAAAAGAAUGCGGUUGUACUAACCAGAUGAGCGGCUGCAUAAUGGAGGACAAUGGAGUCCAAAAACCUCAGAAAUUCUCCAAAUGCAGCAUCUCAGACUACAAGGAGUUCCUCUUGAAAGGUGGAGGCUCAUGUUUGUUCAACAGGCCAACCAAGCUGUUUGAGGUGGCACAUUGUGGAAAUGGAUUUGUGGAAGUUGGGGAGGAGUGCGACUGUGGACUGAGAUCAGACUGCUACAAGGAAUGCUGCAAGAAGUGUUCCCUUGCCAAUGGAGCCCACUGUAGUGACGGGCCGUGCUGCAAUAACACAUGUCUGUUCCUUCCCCGAAGUUUAACCUGUCGGUAUGCUGUGAACGACUGUGAUAUCUCAGAGACCUGCAGUGGGGAUUCUGGACAGUGUCCACCCAACCUGCAUAAACAAGAUGGUUACCUUUGCCAGGUAAACCAGGGUCGCUGUUAUUCGGGUGAAUGCAAAACCAGAGAGAACCAGUGUAAAUACAUUUGGGGUACAAAGGCUGGAGGUUCGGAGAAGUUCUGCUAUGAGAAGCUGAACACGGAGGGUACGGAGAAGGGAAACUGCGGAAAAGAUGGAGAGCGAUGGAUCCAGUGUAGCAAACAUGAUGUGUUCUGUGGUUACCUUCUGUGUACCAAUGUGGGGAAAAUUCCACGCAUUGGAACACUGAAAGAAGAUAUCACCACGACCUCUUUUAACCACCAAGGAAACGUCAUACAUUGCACUGGGGCUCACGUCCUCUUGGACGAUGAAACGGAUUUAGGCUAUGUGGAGGAUGGGACUCCCUGCGGGCCGUCAAUGAUGUGCCUUGACCGCAAGUGUCUGCCCAUCCAGUCGCUCAACAUGAGCACGUGUCCCAUCGGACCUAAUGGACAGGUCUGCUCUGCCCAUGGGGUCUGCAACAAUGAAGCCACAUGUACCUGUGACAGCACCUGGGCAGGGACAGACUGCAGCAUGCCGGACCCCCCCAAAGAACCCGAAGUCUCCGAGGAUAACGAACCCAAGGGUCCUAGUGCCACCAAUCUAAUAAUAGGCUCCAUCGCCGGAGCCAUCCUUGUGGCUGCCAUAGUGCUGGGGGGGACUGGAUGGGGCUUUAAAAAUGUGAAGAAACGGCGAUACGACCCCAACGCCCAGGCCAUUUAAGCUGAAGAGACCCAGGAUUUCUCCAAAGCUUCCUUAGUUGAUUCCUGAAAGGUGGACUGCACUUACUGCUGCUGAAUUCUUUAUUUAUUUUUUUCUUGCACUAUAUUUUACUUUUCAAAUACAUAGUGGACAUUUUAACAAAUUUCAUUGUAGUGUCAUUAUAAAUACAGCCUUUUUGGACUCCACCUCCCCCAUUACCCUCGCUCCACCCUGACCAUUGAGUGACAGAGCUCCUGUCCCAUCGUUUAGUGCCAGUGCAUUCAGGCAGAGUCCACAUCAUCUUCUUAUCUGGCAUGAUUAACACAAAAAGUGUGCUGCUUACUGGCCCUCCCCCUUUGGCAUGAACAGCCCUCCCCCCGCCGGGCUCAGCAUGGCUACCAAAGCUAGGAAUAUAAAGCAGAGAAAUACAAGAGAUUAUUUGUUGCAGGAGAAAGCCUGGUUAAAAACCAACUUGAGUGAAAAAAAAAAAAAAAAACAAUCAUUCAAUUCAUGUUUAGGUGCUGCAUUUGGGGUCUCAUGAGGACAAAGUGGACCACAAGGUGAAAGCACAUAACUUUACAUGAAUACGACGGUUAGGUUCACAGCUAAAAUAAUCAUUUGCAAGAAUUUAGACUGCUUUUCUUUUUCUACCCCAUACAUACAGUAAUGUUUUUGUGGCAACAAAAGCAUAAGAAGCUGAACUGUCGAGGAGAAGCAUGGCUGUUCUUGACGGAUUCGAACCGCAAUGACGUCCGAGACUUUAUGAAGUAACUCUGAGGGUGACUCAAAAAGCCAAAGAAAAAAAAAAAAACAGGAAAAAAAAAAUCACCUGAAUACUUGGAUGUUGUUGCACGCAGAGCACUUUCUUUCUCUGUCUGCAGCCUGUGGUGCCUCUCGUACUGCUGAGGACAGGAAGUCUGUCCGUGCAGACGCUCACCUGUCCAAUCAGCUCUCCUUGAACGACCCUCAUCAAGACCCACAAUACUAGCUUAACCUUUUUAAGGCCCCGUUAUAAAUCAAGUCCCGCUCCUCUGGUAACUCUGCAUGCAAUCACUAUAGUGGGCUUAGAGUUCUAUAUUGGUGGCCCCAAAAUCUGCAAGAAAAAUAGGUGCAUGUCAACAACAGAAACAUUUAACUUUUAUUUACUAUGCAAAGAAGGAUAUUGCACACAAGAAUGGGUAACAGUCACAUCAAUGUAGACUCGGACUAACGAAAACCUUUGAUUAUCAGCUGAUCUUUUUAUCCAGCCAAUCCUACGUCUCGUUUUUAUUUAGCUUCAACCUGUGGAUGGACAUUUAAAAAAAUUAAAAUAAAAACAAAGAAAUGAAUGAGAUUAAAAAAAUGUGUCAACAUAAUGUUAAACAUAAAAUUAUUUUUGAGUGUUUUUCAUCCAGUCUGACAUUUCUAAUCCCACAUGCACACAGGUUGGCGCCUGUAGCAUACGGGGGUCUGAACAGUUUCUUCGUGCAGGGCUACUUACCUUGUCUGGUCCGGCUGAUCGUUGGUGUGUUUCAGGUGUUGCCUCAGCACUGGCAUUGUUGCAGUCCUCUAUGAUGUUCAUCGUCUGGUGUCCCUUUCUCACUGCAUCAUGUACAGUGUACUCAUGUACCCAUAAAUAAAGAUAUUGACAAAUUUUG